CUCUGAUUGAAGGCCUCGGAGAGCAAAGGCCUACUGGCGGCGGCAAUGCGCUCGAUUCGCUACUUUUGUUUUUGCACUUUGGACGAACGCCGCUUCAUUUAGCUCCAAAGCCAUCUGAUAAAUUUAGUAUUUUAACCGAGAUCCUAUUUAGACAGAAAACAGCUAAUAAGUCGAGCUCGCCGGACUGAACGGAAUUUGCGAUUUUCCACCGAGUGUGGAAUCUGCCGAGCUGAACUCCGCGCUGCCCUAGCAUGCGUGCUACUUCCUUGUUAGUGAGUCGGUGUGAGAGGGCGACAAGAAGUUUCAGCCCCGCAUAAGUAUGUGUGGAUUUAGCUAACGUUUUCGAUGGGAUUUUCCCUUUGGAAUCCUCGCCAGGCGCAACCACUGAGGCGUUUUUUAACUCAGCACCGGGAGGACAACGCGAGCCGAGCCAUGGAGGCGGAUUUAACGGCUGUUGUGAGGCUGAUUUGCUAAGUUAGCACAGGCUGGCUAACACCAUCUUUUCAUCAUAUGCGCGGAACUGGAUUACAACUCGAGGCUUUUAUUGACUUCUCCGAGGCUUUUUAGGGAUUUAUCCGAUCGAUGUGCGUUGGGAUGCUUGGAUGCGAUGGAAUAGGUGUGAUCUGGAUGCGAACGGUGGCUGUGUGAACGCACAGACGCUAGCGGUGCUAGAACAGCGCUUAAAGUGGGUUUCAAAUGUUUUGCUUUGUUUGCCGGGGACUGAGACACGAGCGAUAAAAGUGGGAUAUUAAAUGCCGAACCCGGAGAUCAUUCCCCGCGAGGGCCGGGGGAGAAGCCCGCCGCCACAAAGGAGUCAGAGGGAGGCGAGACGGAGCAAGAGCCGCCGAGAGAGGCACCGGGAAAAGGGGCGAUCUUCGUCCUCCUCCUCCCGGAGGAAGAAACACAAGCACGCCAGGGACAAGCAGCAGCAGCAGCAGUCGUGGCAACAGCAGGACGUGGUUUACGACGGGGAUGUUCGGACUUUAGUGGAGUACGACGACGUGAGCUCGCAGUCCGAGCGCUUCUCCGGCAGCCCGUCGCCCAGAACCGACACGCUGUCCGUGGACCGGCUGAGCGAAGCCGAGCUCCAGGACUCGAGCUACGGCGGCGCUUCCACGCCGGGCAGGCGGGAGCACAACUCCUCCUCCUCCUCCUCUCGGAGGAAGGACGGAGCCGGCGGCGGAUCGGCGGAGAAGGGGCGCCCGGAGAAGGAGAUGAAGAGGAACCGGUCCAGCCGGGAGCGGGACGCGGCGUUCAAGUCCCGCAGCGGCGUGAGGAAUCACGACAGCAACGGCAGGAAGCCUUCGUCCGCGGCCCAGGCGGACAAAAAGGAGUCGAAGCGACACAAAAGCAAGUCCAAAUCCGACAAGGACCCUCCUUCCGCCUAUAGGGAACCGCCGCAGGCUUAUAGGGACGACCGGGAGGAGCUCAGGGCCUACUGGAGGAGCAGUCCGAGCUUCAAAGCGGCGGAUAGUCCCUACGGGACGUCUUAUUCCUAUGGAUACCAGUCUCCUAACACAAACUACCCGUUUAUUUCCAGGAGGAGCCCCAGGAGGCUCUCUCCGAGCUCGACCUACUACGGUCGGGAUUCAGAGCUGUACGGUGCCUAUAACGCUUCCAAGUCGCCGAGUUCGUACUCGAGUAGUAAGAGGAAGCGCUCCCCGUCCAGCCCGUACUGGCGCAGGUCUCCGAGCUACGGCCGACACAGUCCCUACGAGCAGGGCGAGUUCACCUCCAGUCCGUACGGCCAGCGCAGGCGCUCCAGGAGCCCCUACAGAAAGUCCCUGAGCCCCAGUCCGGACGUCAGGCGGACUGUAAAAUCCCGCAGCAGGAGCCCGUACCAGUCCUCGCGUCAUUCUCGCUCGCGCAGCCGCCACCGCCACUCUCGGUCCCGCAGCCGACCCUCCAGUCUGUCCCCCAGCACGCUGACCCUCAAGAGCAGCCUGGCCGCCGAGCUCAGCAAGCAGAAGAAAGCUAAGGCCGCCGAAGCCGCCCGCGUCAAAAACUCCAGCAACGCCUCCACCCCGACCAAGGGCUCCUCAUCCUCCUCCAGCGCGCCCCAGCCCAGCCCCGUCACCAACCACACAACCAAGAAGACCAGACCACCCUCACCUCCACCUGUGUCAGAGAAAGGCCCCAGAACCCCAGUGUCCAGUCAGCCACAGUCUCCUGUGGAUCGACCUGCCAAGAGGAUCUCAGAUCCCGCGCAGGCCAGCAGAGAAGCCAAGGCAAAGGAGGAUAAAAAGAAAGGAGGACAGUCCAUGCAAGUUAAAGACAAGGAGCGAGAGAAAGCAGCUGCUCCAGCUGUAGCCUCUCUUCCACUGGCAGCCAACAACCUGGAUCAUCUGGAUGGAAGCGACAGCUUGAAGGACUCUUCAGCAACCGCAGGGAAGAAGAAACCCGAAAGGAAAGCCCGUCACCUCCUCGCAGACCUCCCUCUUCCUCCAGAGCUCCCGGGCGUCACCCCUGGUUCGCCCCACAGCCCGCCUGAUGACAAAAAGACGCCCACUCCACGGAAGAGACCAAAAAUAUGUGGUCCACGCUUCGGAGAGAUCAAGGAGACGGAGAUCGACUGGGGAAAGCGGUGCGUCGACAAGUUUGAAAUCAUUGGGAUCACUGGAGAAGGUACUUAUGGGCAGGUGUACAAAGCCAAGGACAAAGACACCGCUGAGUUGGUGGCUCUAAAGAAGGUCCGUUUGGACAAUGAGAAGGAGGGCUUCCCCAUCACGGCCAUCAGGGAGAUCAAAAUCUUGCGGCAGCUCAACCAUAAGAGCAUCAUCAACAUGAAGGAGAUAGUCACUGACAAAGAAGACGCGUUAGACUUCAAGAACGACAAAGGGGCAUUUUACCUGGUGUUUGAGUACAUGGACCACGAUUUGAUGGGCCUCCUGGAGUCAGGCCUUGUGCACUUCAACGAGAGCCACAUCAAGUCUUUCAUGAGGCAGCUGCUAGAAGGACUGGAUUACUGCCACAAGAAGAACUUCCUGCACAGGGAUAUCAAGUGCUCCAACAUUCUGCUCAAUAACAAGGGUCAGAUCAAGCUGGCGGAUUUCGGAUUGGCUCGUCUGUAUAACUCUGAAGAGAGUCGACCGUACACCAAUAAAGUGAUCACUCUGUGGUACCGCCCACCCGAACUGCUGCUGGGAGAAGAGAGGUACACGCCCGCCAUCGACAUGUGGAGCUGCGGGUGCAUUUUGGGAGAGCUUUUCACAAAGAAGCCCAUCUUUCAGGCCAACCAGGAGCUGGCGCAGCUAGAGCUCAUAAGUCGAAUCUGUGGCAGCCCUUGUCCCGCUGUGUGGCCGGACGUGAUCAAGCUGCCCUACUUCAACACCAUGAAACCAAAGAAACAGUACCGGCGGAGGUUAAGGGAAGAGUUUGCUUUUAUUCCUCUGAUGGCCCUGGAUUUGUUUGACCAUAUGCUCGCUUUGGACCCGAGCAAACGCUGCACUGCAGAACAAGCUCUUAAAAGUGACUUCCUCAAAGAUGUGGACCCUGCCAAGAUGCCCCCACCUGAUCUCCCUCUGUGGCAGGACUGCCAUGAAUUGUGGAGUAAGAAGCGGCGCCGGCAGAAGCAGAUGCCGGAGGAGCUGACCGCCCCCAAAGCCCCUCGGAAGGAGCUGGGCCUGGACGACAGCCGCAGCAACACGCCACAGGGCUUCCCUGCCGCUGCAGGACACAAAGGUCCGAGUGCUGCUGCCACUGCAGCUCUGCUGGACGCUAAAGCUCCCAACUCACAACUGACUCAAGAACAGUUGGCGGUGCUUCUGAACCUCCUUCAGUCCAAAAGCGCCCCGGUGGGAUCGGCCCAGUUCGCCCAGACCAUGGGUUCGAAGAUGAACCCGGAGACGCUACAGCAGCUGACGCAGGCUUUGCCCCCUGGACCGCUGGAGUCUGAAAGACCCCCAGAACCGCCACCGCCCCCCAAAGUCUCUAAACCCCCUCAGCCGCCUCCUUCAGGGGGCGGAGCGCCACGCACCCCACCCAUGCCGAAACCGCCUUCGCCUCCCACCCCGCAACAGUCGGGCAAGAGCGAGGGAGAGGCCUCGGCCGCAGCCACGCAGACCGCCGUCACCAUGCUCCUCGCUCAGCUCCUCAAAGUCCAGCAAGGAGAGGUCAUAGGGUUUGAGGGGGCUGAGGGUGGUAUCCCAAAUGCAGCAGGUCCACCUGAGCCACCACCUGAGCCCAGCCCUGUAUCUCCAGUGGCUGAAGGCGGCAGCUCGUCCUCCAGGCCUCUGGAGCCUCUCUCCAUUCUCCCACCGGACCAGAGACCCCCAGAACCUCCGGAACCACCUCCCUGCGCAGACCUGGACUACCGGCAGGCCCCCGAGACCAAGCCGGCUCUGCCGUCCUCCGCAGCCCCAGGAGAAGCUCCCAGACCUCCGGAGCCGGACUAUCCGCCGCCGCCCAGGCCGACGGAGGGACCCGGGUACGGGGCGGACUUUAGCCGGCCUCCGCCGCCGCCGCCGUUCGGCUACGCAGACAGCUACCUCGGCCACAUGAUGGGGGGCGGGAUGCCCCCUCACCCACCUCUCGCCCCGGAGGCGUUCGCUCACGGGGGCGCGGCCAGCGCGGCCGGCGCAGGAGGCGGCAGCGGCAUGGUGUUCAGCGGAGACAAGGACCAUCGCUUCGAGUACAAUCACAGCCCGCUGCCCGUGGGCCCCGGACCUCCGCCGCCCCCUCCGGGCCAAGCCUGGACUUCGCCAUCCCAAUCAGGGGCGCCGCUCCCGCUCGGGUACGUUCCCCACGUGAACGCGGCGGCGGCGCUGCGGGGCAGAGGACUCCCUUUUUGACGGGCUCCCGACGAACUCGGAAAAGGAAGACUCUAAAAGACACACGCAGUUGCCCUCAAACCAGCACUAAGCGUCUCAGAAGUCGAUUUGUAAGAUUUGUAAACGACCCGAGGGCACUCGAGGACACAGCUUGGGUUACAACUGGAGGGACGAACUAUUCAGACCAUUUCAUAGAGCUGUUUUGGUUUUCCCUCCGAUUGAUUUUUGUAAUCUAUUCUACUGCUGUCUUUUAAAUUAAAACUGUACCUUUUUUGAGUGUGCAUUUACCAUGCCAGGGUAAGUGUUUUUAUGACCUUUAAUUGCGUAAGGACAGACUAGUAUUACAAUGAUGUUUUGCACUACUGAAUAAAGUAGGUGGAAACAAGCAAAGGUGUGAAUGGAGGUAAUGUGCUGUAUCUGCACACGUAAAUGACCAGUAAUGUAAGUCGUUUUCUUUUUAUUUGGUUUUCUUUCUUUUUUGGACAGUUUUUGUUUUCCUUCCUUCUAAUGAUUCAACAAUUAUGGGCUCUGUCGCAAGGGUAAAUUCACUGGAGGGGCUUUUAAAGGACUCCAGAGAGACUGGUAGCACUUGAGUGAUUGGCCUCGAUUGAUGAACUGGUGCAUCUACUGAAUGAGUGAACGGAUCAAAGCUGUGUUUCUCACCGGUUCCCCACCAGCUCUUGUCUAUAGCCAUUGUAAAAUUGAAAGAGACGUUUAACUGAUUUCAAGGAGAUGAGCAACAAUGUCUUUUUUUGUAUGAAGAUGUUUUUUUUCCCCCCCUUUGGCAAAUGUUUAUUAAAGAAAUGCCAAUCAUGUAACUGCU
This is a messenger RNA of Labeo rohita (rohu), 5592 nucleotides long. RefSeq names its product cyclin-dependent kinase 13 (gene cdk13). NCBI's taxonomy places the organism in Eukaryota, Metazoa, Chordata, Actinopteri, Cypriniformes, Cyprinidae. The transcript is spliced from 14 exons. Gene Ontology annotation, molecular function: ATP binding; cyclin-dependent protein serine/threonine kinase activity; cyclin binding. The record is from RefSeq and is a predicted model, not a curated record. Gene Ontology annotation, biological process: transcription elongation by RNA polymerase II; positive regulation of transcription elongation by RNA polymerase II; protein phosphorylation. Bases 753 to 4790 code for a protein of 1345 amino acids. Gene Ontology annotation, cellular component: nucleus; cyclin/CDK positive transcription elongation factor complex.